Messenger RNA from Durusdinium trenchii, 4161 nucleotides. Lineage: Eukaryota; Dinophyceae; Suessiales; Symbiodiniaceae. The record is from the annotation of a GenBank genome assembly.
AUGGCCGUGUGCGCUCGGUGCCGCCGCGUGUCACCGUCCUCCGGUGACACCUGGUGCCUCGCCUGCAGUGCCUGGGAGGCCAUUGGGAACGAGCUCUCGUUCUCUUGGAGCCACCCAGGCCUGCGGGCGGUGGCUACAGACCUGGUGGUCUCGGCCGUGCGCCAGGUCCGGGCCUUGCGGGAGAAGAAGGGAGCCGCCCCGCAGCCUCUCGAGAAGGACGAGGAGAAGGAGCAGGACUCGUCUGAGUCCGACGAGGAAGAGGAGGAAUCGGAGGCGGCCUCGGACAAGACCAUCUUGGUCGACCCCUUGUUGCCACCUGCGACUGCGGCCCCAGGUACUUCAGGAAAGGCGAAACCUCCAGUUCCCCCCAAAGGAGUGGCGGAGAGGAUCAAGACUGAGGAGAAGGCAGAUUACGGAGAAGAAGAACAGGCUGGUGGCAGCACCGUGCCUGAAGGUUCCAGACACCGUCGUCGACAUCGACAUCGAUCCAGUCAGCCAUCAAGGCCGGAGCGGAAGGACGACAAGUCCAACAGGAAGCGCAAACACAGGAAUCCAAAACACAGAGCGGGGCGCAAACACAAGCGUCUCUACAGGGCCGAGCGUGACCCUUACCUCAAGAUUCACCGGAAGCUGGACGAGAGCGAGGCAGAGGUGGAACUGGUAGGUGCUGGAGGCGCCUAUGGGCUGUUCGAUGUGAACGAGCCUGCCAGAUGGUCCGCCUUGGAGAUAAAGUUGGGAGAUAUUAUAACUACGGCAGUUCCGGGCGAGCUGUUGGGAGCCGAUGGGGUGGAAGGCAUCUUCCUGGUCACAGGUAUAGAACUGGGCGCCGAUGGAAGUGCCCUGGUCAGGGUAAAGUCGGUAGGAAGCUCACAUCCAGAAGCUUCCUUUUUCAACCGGAAGGAGGGACACCUUCACGUGUGCGCAAGUGCAGGUUUUUGCGGAGAAGAGGGCGGUGUUUUCCAUGUUCAACGGUUGGAGCUGUGGGAUGGACUCACAUUUCCGACGCACCGCCUGUCACCCGCAGGGAAGCGCAUGGUGAAACAAUUCGAGGCUGGAGAGGAGCUGGACGAGGUGAGAGAGCCCUUGGAAGGUGCCGCUGGCAGACCCUCUGCUUUGAGGAAGAAGCCGAGCGGGGAACCCAAAGAGGCUCAACUGCGAGGAAAAGGUCAGGGAGAUCGUCGAGACCGCCCCAAAGGACAUCAGGAAGUCGGCAAAAGCGAAGCAACCUGGUCCCGCUGGCACGGCUGCCGGGACGCUCAGGGCCAGGAAGGAUUGGGCACAUCUACGAAGUUGGGACCCCCGAAGGGGGCAGCUGGCCCUCGCCGUGCUGCCCUGACCAGUGGAGAAGGCCAUGGGGAGGAGCAAAGAGAAGAUAUUUUGAAGCCCUUGAGGAUGAUGAGCAAGAAGUCGAAUGUGGCCUCCUCUCUGGCGCUACAAGCAGCCAGGACCUCCAAGUCGAAGGAUGGAAAGAAAAAGAAGAAGAAGAAGAAGAAGAAGCAAAAGGCAGUGGAGGCACUGCAGACGAUAUUUGGGGGAGGAAAGAAAAAGAAAAAGAAAAAGAAGAAGCGAAAGAGAGAAGGAGGCGACCCAAGUGGAUCAAGUCCCUCGUCAGACGAGGGGGACAGCUACUCCAGUGGCGAGGACGUCGACAGCAGCGAGACAGACAAAGAGGACCUCCUUCCGCCCCUGAAGAAACGCAGCGAGAGGAUGGAGGGCUCCGCGCUGAGUCUUCUCAUCGAGAGGAUAGAGGCUCGUCUCAACGAGCUCAGCGGUGCAGGGGAAAGAGCUGUGGAGCCGCCCGGUUUGAAGUGGUGGCAAGUCCUGCUGGACCUGGCUGGAACCUAUUCCGCGCUGGGAGUGGGACUAUAUUUCUCCAUUUGUGAGCGAGGGGAAGCCUUUGAUGGAAGUUUCCUUGACCAACUCUCCGCCGACAUGGCGCAGAAAAAGAAGAGCCAGCUACCACGAGCUUUUCGCUCCAAAAACAAACUGUUUCCCCUCCCUCAAGUUUGGUUCGUGGACUUUUCUCGGUUCGGAAAGAAAGUGUCGGUUUCGUCAGUUUUGCAUGAUUUGGAAUUUGUCAAAGCCAAUGCUGUUGCGUGCUGGGCCUCCUUAGGAGUCCUGUUUUGCAAUCAAUUGGCGAAUGAAGGGUUUGUGUUUGGGCAAGGAAAACCUACAGCCCCGCAGAGGGAUUUGUUGCGAGCUGUUGAGAUGUCGGUCCAACGUUUGAUGGACGAUGACACGACAGUGGCAUGGACAGUGGCUGACAUUGUGGAUGAUUUUGAACAUAGGACAGUGACGUAUUCGGGUGAAGAAAUUUGCAAGGCCGAACCGCUGACUUUAGCUAGGGUGCUCCCAGGGUUGCCCCCUGAAGGUCAUGGGGGUUCGGUGGACACUUUGAAGUGGGUUAGCGGACGCACUAGAUCUCUACUUCUGCGACCUGACCUGUGCUUAGUGACUGAUGUGGGGCAGGAGUUGCCGAAGCUACAAGGAAAGGUGCAUAUUGGCGAAGGUGAGCAAAAGAGCAUUGCUGUUGAACUUGUCAGGCGUGAGGAAUUGGGUCUGGAGGUAGAUGGCCAUCGGUCCUCUUUAGUGUACCUGGCCUGUAGGGUGCUCCCCAUGGGAUGGUGCUCGGCCGUUGGGGUCAUGCAAGACCUGGCUGAAACGAUUCUCCUAAAGGGGGGCUUUGAUCCCUGUGCUCAGAUCUCCAAGUCUCAUCCUCUGCCGCCGUGGGUGUUGGAGAGCUCAGAAUUGGGAAACAAGCAGGGGCGGCCUUGGUGGCAUGUGUAUCUCGAUAAUUUUGCUGCAGGCGCAAAGGUGCGAGAUGAGGAGCCCAGCGAGUUGAUUGCACUGCAGAAAGCGGCAGAAAGUCUGUGGGUGGACGCUGGUGUUGUGGUGUCCGAAGAUAAGUCAGUAGUAGCGGCUUCCUCAGGUGUUGAGUUGGGGGCCUUUCUCGGGGGAAAAGGACAGUGGAUAGGAGCCUCACCUGAGCGUCUCAUCAAGGUCCUCAAGAGCGUUAUUUGGCUGUGCGGACAACCUAAGUUGAGCAAGAAGAAAGUGCAAAUUGUCAUGGGGAGGCUGUGCUUCAUUCUGCAGUUUAGGCGGCCGGGCAUGGCUCAUUUCUCGCAUGUUUGGGAAUGGGUGUCAGGAAAGGGCUUUGGCCGCCUGGCACAGGAUAAGGUUAGGAAGGAAAUGCUGACAGGUAUUUGUGGCAGCCCGCUGUUUCACACUUGGUUGGGCAGCAAGAUCGACCCGAUGGUGACCUGCAGUGAUGCCAGCAUGAAGGGAGGAGCGGUCGCCUUCAGUGAUAGUCUCACCCAGGAAGGAAAAGGCUUUGUCUGGGCGCGGGAGCGGCAGGCGCAAGAGGUUCCCGUGGUGAUUGUUUCGCUGUUCAAUGGGAUAGGAGGAGCUCAGCGCUGUUAUGACGUGGCAGGUGUGCGAGUGGCAGGAGUGCUAGCCUGUGAUAUUCACAAGCCAGCAAAUCGCGUGACAGCAAGGCGCUGGCCCCAUACCAGAUUCUGGGAAGAUGUGCGUACCCUGACGGGUGAAGGUCUCAGAGAAGAGAUGGAACAUUUUGGUGAUUUUGGUGAACUUCAUCUGUGGGCAGGGUUUCCCUGCGUUGACGUGAGCAGUGUGCGGGCUCACCGCCAGAACCUUCAGGGCGCUUCCAGCAGCUUGAUACACGAGGCAAUUCGUGUGUUUGAUGAGCUAGCCGUGCUGUUCCCUGACACUCCGACGGAAUUCUUUGUGGAAAAUGUGGCAAGCAUGGAUGUUGAAGUGAGAGAUCAGCUGAGCUCGUGGGAGGAUCAUGGCUUUAGGUACCCCCCGUACCAGUAUCGCUCCGAAUACUUGGUAUACAGCCCUGCCAUGGACAAGACCCGGUUGCUGGAUGCCUCAGAGCGUGAAAUCUUGAUGGGUUACGGCUUUGGCCACACGUGCAUGGCAAUGUCAGCUUCGGAGGAGGAGGUCCGUGUGGUUUAUUCCCAACUCUUCAAUGUCUUAGCCUUGAAGUUCACUCCGCAUGGCAGUGAGCAUAUCCAAGCCACUGAGAUCUCGCUGAUCCAGGGACGUUUAGAGCCCAUGUGCCUUGGGCUCCGGACGGUUCCAGGUCCUUCCAGAGAUUCAGUGGGUGAUUCAUGGCCACUGGCAGCUGUAUCAGCUUAA